Molecule: messenger RNA, 6593 nt
Organism: Misgurnus anguillicaudatus (oriental weatherfish)
Lineage: Eukaryota; Metazoa; Chordata; Actinopteri; Cypriniformes; Cobitidae
Gene: fgf6a
Product: fibroblast growth factor 6a
Molecular function (GO): growth factor activity
Source: RefSeq, a predicted model, not a curated record
CUGUCUGUCUGUCUGUCUGUCUGUCUGUCUGUAGCCUAUGUCUUUAUAUCCAUCUGUCUGUCUUUCUGCCUGUUUAUAAAUCACGAUGGCUUAUUGAAAAUCUAUCUUAGUGAUAAGCUCCGGAGCAAACAGGCAGGAGGUGUUUGUCGAGAUUGACAUGGCUCCGCGGUGACAACUGGAGUGUUUUUACACCUCCUUUCUAAAUAAGGCAGCGGCCCGUCAAGCAUAUGACCACCGGUCCAAUUUGGGAGCUGCCAAAGAGUCCAUCACGUCCCCUUCUCUCCUGUGAGAUCUCACUCUCCUCGGGCUCUUCGAAUACCGCCGCUGCGUAUGAAGCGCGCAUCGAUCGCGACCACUUUCCACAUUACAGAGUCUGAGUCAACGGUCCGGCGGCAGCAGCACUGAGAUCGGCGUGAUGUCAUCCCGCGGGUGGGUGACGUCAUCGUGAAGGUCUCCCCGGCAAGGUGAGCUUGCAUUUUUGGCGAGUGUGUGUGGUGCUCCCCACGCCAGCGUUUGGCCACCGAGAGAGGUGAAACAUGGUCAUCAUCGCCACCAGCUCAAGCUCCGCCGCCCUGCACUUCUCAUCUACCGAGGGGCUUAUUGCGUUACACGCCCGCAGCCCCGACCUGCCUUCCAAAAAUAAGCCCCUGCCACCAUGCCGAAAGAAGAAAAACAAGAGUGGUAUUUUUAGGGUCAUUAAUUUUGACCACGUGCCCCGAGGGUAAACCGGAUGGCCACUGCGCAAAGGCUCCUCACCAGUAUGUGCGAGACCAGCAGGCGCUGGACUGCGUUUCUUCUGCUUGGCUUUCUGCUUGGAAUCGCGUACUCCUACCCCAUCUCGAACAGGACUAAUGCAACCCCACUGGAGAAAAGGUGGGAGACGCUGUUCUCCCGCUCCGUUUUGGGGAUCUCGAUGGAGAAAUCGGAGCUGAACUGGGAGAAUGACUAUUUGAUGGGUAUUAAGAGAGUGCGGAGGCUGUACUGCAACGUGGGCAUCGGGUUUCACCUGCAGGUCCUCCCAGAUGGAAAGAUCAGCGGUGUACAUAAUGAGAACCAGUACAGUCUGAUAGAAAUCUCAACUGUAGAGAGAGGGGUGAUUAGUCUGUAUGGCGUGAAGAGCGAGCUGUUUGUCGCGAUGAGCAGUCGCGGAUGGUUGUACGGAACGAGGGUCUUCCGUGACGAGUGCAAGUUCAAGGAGACGCUGCUGCCCAACAAUUACAACGCAUACGAGUCUUCCAUUUACAAGGGCUUUUAUAUCGCCCUCAGCAAACAUGGCCGCUUGAAGCGAGGCUACAAGGCCUCCCCAGCAAUGACUGUCACACAUUUCCUUCCACGUUUAUGAGCGGAACUGGCAAUAACACAAUAAUUUGCACAUGUCGGAUGUUCUGGUGGGGAACCUAAACCUAAGGUUUAUCGCAAAGAACAAAAAAUAACACUUACAGUAUUUAUUCUCGUUGAAAUGGUAAUAUAUGUAUAUUUCGGUAGCUUACUUUGUGUCUGAACUUUGUGUAAAUGCCAUUCUUUGCUGCUUAUGGUUUCUGUUAUGACUAUGUGAGAGUCGAGGUGCUUUAUGGGUGCUUGGUGUGAACUUUAGCCUGUCAUAGGAACGAGCAACAUCCUCAGCUUUUAAUACUUUUUAUUAUACCUCAAAGAAUCUCUAUACCACCAUUUAAGAUGAAAGCACUUAUUUUCUGCAUUUAUUCCUGUUUUAUGAUUCGGUGGUGCCUUAGCUACUGAUUUUUCGGCUCGUUUUAUUUGUAUGCAAUGAAGACAUGCCACUGUUUUGACUUCAUAGGUCUAUCAAUCAGUCUGGCAGGCCGUAACCUCAGUUAAGAUUAGUUUGUGUUCUAUAUUUAUAUCAGACGACUUGCAUGGAUCUUUAUUGGUACCCAGAAAAACGUUUACAGUUUAUCUGGUAUGCAUUUGAACUCUUUAAUCUUUUACAUUUUGUCAUAAAUACCUUUUCAUUUUCUGGUCCUUGGCGGCUACUACAAGACAGUGACUGAUAUCCAGUGAGGUGUUAGCAAUUUGAUCUCACCAACAUGCUGACUGCAUACUUGAACUUUGCCUCAAAGGUCUUUGGAAUGUAAAAACCAAUGUGAAAUCUGUCUUAAUUUCUUUAAGAUAACCUCAUUAUUCAUGCUUAAAUACCCAAACACCUGAUUUCAAACAGAUUUCUUCUGUAUUUUUACGCAUUCCCAUUCGCUAGCUUAUACAGUAUGCCCAUUUUAAGGGCGGUUAGGUCUAGAUUAAGCCAGGACUAAGCCGUAGUUAGGCUAUAUUAGGACAUUUAAAGGGGUCAUAUGAUGCGAUUACAUGUUUUCCUUGUCUUUGGGUCUCUUUUCUAAAAGUAAAACGUCUCAGUCAAAUGCACCCACAUAUCUACGCCACUAUGUGGGAAGAUUACAUCGCCCAAAUAUAUACACAAAGAAAGAAGCCAUAACGUUUAUUCGUGCUUUAGUAUUGUUGCCACCGCCGGCAUGUCGUGGAGAUGCUGUGCUUUGGAAGCUAAAAUCCCAAAUAUGUUAAAGGGUAUAACAAGUCCUUCACAUGCUUAAAAGGCGGGGUGCAUGAUUUUUGAAAAACACUUUGGAAAAGGGAGUCGGGCCGACUACCAAAACACACUUGUAGCCAAUCAGCAGUAAGGGAGCCAAUCAGUCUACUAACGGACAUCGUUGCCUGGGUUGCGUAUGUGUGGGGCGGGCCUAUCAAAAGAAGGUCCAGAUUCUAUUGGGGUAGGGGCGUGUUUGUUUGGGGAUUUCAAAUAUCAACAUUGGCUUUCAGAGAUCAUCCACCCACCCUUUAAGGGUAUUCGGCCAAUCACAACGCACUGGAUAGCUGGCCAAUCAGAGCACACCAAGCUUUUCAAAAAUCAAUAGGUGUGUUCAAGUUCAUGCAUGCAGACCGAUCAGCGAGGUUUGGCGCUUGCAGUUGAGGGAGGAGUUAAAGACGCAGCCGUCAAGUCGGACACCUGCUGCUUGUCGUAGUGACGUGUGCGCCUUUUUUAAGUUGGGAAUGAAGUGAAUUAGAUGGUGAAUUUGUCAAAAAACAAAUCUUUUAAUAAAAGUUGCAACCAGAAUUGCUUAAAUUGAAUACUUCAGUUGCUGUUUAUACUGUAUGUGCGAAAAUAACGGGAAGCAUAAGCCUAGAUUAUUAAAAUACCAAUAGAGUUUCGUCUUUCGCUACUUUCGUUUAUAUAUUUUUUUACAUGGCACAAUAUAACAUAUUCAGGCUAUCGAGUUUGACUUGUUAAUAAAACAUGAAUUUAUAGGGCCCUAUUUUAACGAUUUUAGCACAUUGUCUAAAGCGCACGGUCUAAACGGGCAUGUCCAAUUCCACUUUUGCUAAUUUAACAACGGGAAAAAUGGUUUGUGCACCGAGCGCACGGUCGAAAAGGGUUGUUCCUAUUCUCCUAAUGAGUAAUGGGUGUGUUUUGGGCGUAACGUGCAAUAAACCAAUGAGAGUCUUAUCUCUCAUCCCCUUUAAAAGCCAGUUGCGCUGGCACUAUGUCUAAUCCCUAUUUAGAUGACGGACUUUGUAAACUGAAAAACUAAGCGGAGGAAGAAGACCCCCAGUUUAAGAAAAAUGUUAAAAAAGUGGGUUGUUUUAAUUUUUAUUGAAAUUGUUAUUUUUUGGAUUAAAACCUUUAAAAGCCGUUUUCUUUCAGUCAUAGAAGUAAAAAUAGCAGGCUUUUAAUUGCUGUUAAUGUAUUGAUAUCCUACAUAAUCAUUGCAAUCUCAUAAAACAAUUUGCAAAUAUGCAAGAAAAUGUACUCUGAAAAUACUUUAUUUGUAACAAACAAGAGAUAAAGAAUUUACAAACGUGCGGAGAGCCGUUUCAGCACUCGGACAGCGCAAUAGUUUUUUUUUUUAAAAGCAUUACUUAAAAACGGUUCUCAUCUCAUCAUAUCCACAGGUACAGAGUCAUCAUAUACAAUAAAUCCAUGGAGUAGCAUUUAAAAAACCAUUAAAAAAUAGAUGCAUUUGUUUAAAGCAAAGCAUUUAUUUACUUACCAGGCUACAGUUGAAGCAGCUCUUUACGCCUUCUAAUGUCUCAUAAUCGGUCCUCAUUUAUGUCCAAGAGACUCAAUAAUAAUCUUUUACAUUUUAAUCCUUUAAUUUUUCAUAUUUAAAAGCUUUUUGUGCUGCUGCACAUCCACGUGUGUUAAGCAAACCCACGUUGUCGUCCUGUUUAUAUAUUACUAAAGCGCUCAUUAAAUAACAAAAAACAUAUUGCGCCACUGACUUUAGACCAGGUUUUAGUUGGUCAAUGGCGUAGUCUAUUUUAGUUGCCUCAAAAUAGCAACGCGCCAACAAUGCGCCUUUACACACCUCGUUUUCAGACCAGAACGCCCAUGGGUGCAACAUUGGGCGCAAAUGCAUUGCUAUUUAAACAACGUAACGCUAAACGUAAAAAUGAUCAUUGCGCCGGGUUGAAACUAGCAAAAGACACUUGCGUCGCACAUUGCGCUGGGUGUAUGAUAGAACCCUUAAUGUUUAUUAGUGGAACUGAUAACACGGUCUCACACCCAUGGCGUCAAUAUUUGACGACACUUGACCAUGCGUCAAUAUGUUGACGCGGAGGGUAUACCUUUCGCGUCAUUUUUUGACGAACUGGGGACUUCAAUACUAUUAGGUACGCGAAAUUAAACAGUUGUCGCCUGGCAUUGGGGUUAGGGUUAGGUUUGGGUAGGGAUGUCAUUAUGUAAAUCUAACCCUAAACCGACGCGAAAAUGGUAGAAAAUGGUAAGAAAAUAGGAAAGAGAAUGCAACGGACUUAAUAGUAUUGAAGUCCCCAGUUCGUCAAAAAAUGACGCGAAAGGUAUACCCUCCGCGUCAGCAUAUUGACGCAUGGUCAAGUGUCGUCAAAUAUUGACGCCAUGGGGUGAGACUGGGUUGGAACUGAAUGUUAAAUUAAACAUAAAAUGCACGGGAUCGUUGUCAUCAGUGAGGCGACCAAUCAUGAAGAGCUGUGUCGUCAUCAGCUCUUGGAGCUCUCAUGGUACUUUGAUACAGUACGUCACAGUCACGUGCUUUUAGGGCCAGCUCAAGUCGGACAAAAUCUUUAACCGGCAUGCACUGCUUCAAGUCAGCCGCCGAUUGGUCUGUGCAGCGUCGCAUGAAGUCGAACACACCUAAUGUGUCUCAGAAAAGCGAAGCUUAAACCUUAAACCAUGUAAACACAUUGCAUUAGACCACAUACACCAAAUAAUGUUCUUUUAAGCAACAUUAUAUGACCCCUUUAAGUAGUUUUACAGCAUACUACUUUUUGGUGCAUGCUGUUUGUUAGUUAAGACAUCUCAAGCAUGCAUUUUAGUCCUGGACAAGACUUAAGCCCUGCGGGAAACCAUCCCUUAGAGUUAAGGCAAUUGCAAAUGUAAUUAUAAAUUCUAGUCAAAGAAAGGCAAAGGCUUUCAUUUGUGAAUAAUGUUCAACUCAAAAUGCAACAAUGAAGAUCUCUUUGUUUGCCUGCCUAGCACACUUGUUUCCUAAGUCAUGUCAGAACAGGUUGGAUUUCUAUGUUACAGCCAUAAUGUGCAACGUGAAUGAAAGGUUUUGCUUAUACCUGCAUUCUCUCUUGCAUUAUUGGGAUUUAGUUGUGCAGAAUAAGAAUUGACAUUAACAUUUUGAGUUAUUUAUAAUAGAAAGAUUAAGGAUAUUAUUUUUUACGGCUGGGAGGUUUGAGACAGGUACACUGAUACUGUAUUUAUGUGUUAAUACAAUGUGAUCAAGAAUGAUGACUUUUCUCUUAAAGGGAAAGUGUGUAAUUUCUGCAUUAUGGAUUUUCAGUGUUUAAAAAAUUUUGGUUUGUUUUUGCUAGUGGCAGAAAUUACACACUUCACCUUUAAAUAAACAUGGUCACUUUUCAGUAAACUUUCUUAUCAAUUUUAUUGUGUUUAAAAGUAUGGACUGUGUAUUAUAAGUUGGAUCUUGAUAAAGCUAUUGAUUUGAUUUAAAAUACUUUGUACCCCAAAUAUAGGCAUGCAAUGUGACUGCUCUGAUAAAAAAUGUCAAAAUGACUUAUUUUUAUGUAUGUAAUGAACUAUGUUAAUUUAUUGAUAUUUAUCUACACUAUACCCUAUCCUUCGGAUCUCUUUAUACUUAGCAAACUUUUGCAUGGUUUUGAUGCAAAAUGUAUGCCACAAAUGUAUUCAAGUUAAGCCCUCUAAACAAAACACCGGUUUCUCAUGCAAGUUCCACCAGAGUUUUGAUUGUACUGUACUUUAUCUCCAGCUUAAAAUGGGCCCCGUUUGUGGCUGUAAGGGGUGGUGCAUGUGUGCGUGUCCUCGUAUGUAUGCAUUUGUGUUCUUUCUCAGUUUUGUAUUCCUGCACAGAGGGGCGAACGCCCCCUCCAAAUUUCCCUCCUAUUUUCUAACAUAUACCUCACCUUCUGCCUUAGUUCCAAUUUGUUAAAAUGAUUGUACGAUUUGUUGGAGACGACAAACUUUUUGCCAAUCAUUUGUUCUCUGAAAAAAAGUGAAAAGUAAGAAUUCUAAUAUAUUAAGAAAAUGUUUCCUUUUAUUUUUAUACGUAUAUGUGCUGUGCACAGCAGCCAAAUGUAUUACUGAAAUGAAAAUAAAAGGUUGUUUUUUA